CCCGUCGCCAAAGUCGCGUGCAUUGGUUUUUGUGGGUAAUCGAGGCACGGUCACACCUACGUCACGAUAACGAUAGCCCGUCGCGACUUGCGAUAGGCAAAAAACGCAGCUAAAAAAACCUCAAAUAAUGUGUCUCAAAUAGCAUUUAAACUGUGAAAAUAUCUCAUAGCUAUUAGCUCUUUUUAGUUUUCGAAUAAUUGCAACGAACAGUUUACCCCCACGCGCUCCCCUAUCUACCCAGUUGCUUCAUUUUGCAUUGUUCUCCACCCACCCCAUUGUUGUUGCUGUUCUGUUGUUGUUGUUCCACUUGUGCAAGGACAAGUGCCGUCCUUAAAAAGGCGCAACAAUUUACCCCGCGCGCAACAAGGUGCCCAGACCUGGUUCGAGGGUUGAGUCGAAAGAAAAUCAAUAAAUAGUAACGAAAAAGUGCAUGCAAGAGUGUUGCUGUUGCUGCUGCUUCUGUUACUAACGUUGUUUGAGGCCGCCACUGACUACCAAACAAAACCCAACACUAGCCCUACUAUUAUGGACAACGCAGGCGACGACAGCGACAACGAUGUGGUCACCGAUUUCCUAAACUCCAACUGCAGCGAGACUGAGCCCAGGACUGCGUCCCUGAUCAAUGGUGGCUCAGCGGCGCGCGUUACUGUAGAAAGCCAAAACUACUGUAUACCUGUUAUCAACGCUCCUGUUCCUGUUUCUGUCCCAGUGGCAGUUGCAGUUCUACCUCUGGCGCCAACUUCGGCACCUGCUCCUGCUCCUGCCUCUCUCAAUAAUAACAACACCAGCAGCAACAACAAUAUCCACAAUAUGAUUCCCAUUAUCAAUGUAACGCCGCACAGCCCAGCCCUGGCCUCGAAGUACAACAAUAUAUUCGAGGACACCCUCAGCCAGCUGCAGAACAUCCGCGAAUCGGUGGUGCAGAUGAAGAAUUCGUCCUCCAGCGGCCAUCACAUGCAGGAGGGCCUCGCCAAUCAUGGCCUGCUCAGUGCCGCCAUUCUCAGCGCCUCGUUGCCUGACCUCAGUGGCAGUGGCCCUAGUGGCAGCAAUGCCUCCUCCCACUAUGCCAUGUGGUCCUCCACGGCGCCCCAACAGUGUCUGCUGCUGCACACGGAUCGGCGAAAGUCAUGGACGGCUGUGGACGAUGCCAGUGCUGGCGGGGAUUGCACCAACAAGAGCGUUAGCCUCUCGAGCCUGGACAGCGAAGAGCAGGAGACGAUUCGCGUCACCGAGCAGCGGCGUCGCUCAGCACGAAACAGCACUGGAGGCAUUUCCACCCACUCCCUGAACGAGGCGGAACUGGCCCGCGACUUUGAGCGGAUAGCGGCAAAGAGGAGUCUGGCCACGGAGAUCAUCAGUCGGAUCCCCUUGCAGAAGAGCAUCUCGACGUCCUCGAUCAUAGCUAAGGAGGACAUCAAAGCCUUGGCCCGCCACCUGACAGACAGCGAGGAUGAGAAUCAAAGCCUGCUGCGCUCCCAUGCCAAGAUCGAGGUCUACGACAACGUAGAGAAGCGACCCAAACGCGGAUCCCUCUUCUUCCGCAAGAAGAAACCCAAGGCCAAGACGAAGUCUCUGGUUGGGGGACAGCUGAGCGCCUGCGACUUGUGUGGGGCGAACAUCACGCUGUCCCAGAUCAAGGAGCAUCACCUGGAGUGCAAGUCGAGGAGGAUGGCCGCGGGGGGCCAGGACUACUACGACGGGCCGGAUGCGACCACCUUCAGCAAUCCGGAGGACCAGCCGCUGAUAAGGUCUGAGCUGCAGUUCCUCAACGAACCGCCCAUCGAAGCCCAGGACCUGGGAGCCGAUCCUGCUCUGGGCAUUGUCCUGAAAGAGCACGACUCAUGGACUCCUGGGGUGCCCAAGGAGCUGCUCAAGACGCUCAAGGAGCUGCAGAUCAAGCGACAGGAGCACAUCUACGAAUUCAUCAUGACCGAGAAGCACCACUGCCAGACCCUGAUCGUCAUGCAGAAGGUGUUUGUGGAGAGCCUGGAGCGGCACUUUCCCGCGCUCAACCUCAACAGCAUGUUCCCGCGCCUGCAGCAGCUCACCGACCUGCACACCUGCUUCCUGCGCCACCUGCGCCAGAAGCAGCGGGAGCAGCCCGUCGUCGACAGCAUCGCGGACAUUCUGCUGGACUUCUUCUCGCUGGAGCAGGCCCAAUGCCUGCGGCUGGCCUACGGCGAGUUCUGCGCCAACCACCGCAGUGCCCUCGAGCAGUUCAAGCUCUGCCUGACGGAGCCCAGUUUCGCCGAGUGGUACAAGCACUGCCUGCAGAAUCCGCUGCUCAAAAAGAAGGGCAUUCCCGAGUGCAUUCUGUUCGUGACUCAGCGCCUCACCAAGUACCCGCUGCUGAUCGAGCCGCUGCUGAAGAGUGCUCGCGAUAACAAGCUGGAGACGGACAAGCUACAGCAUGCCCUGAACCUGGUCAAGUCGCUCCUCGUGGACGUGGAUGCCUGCGUGGCGGAGAAGGAGCUGCGCGAGCGACAGCUGGAGAUCUAUGGGCGUGUGGACGCCAAGUCGUUCUCCAUAUACAAGAACAAGCCCUUUCGCAAGGCGGAGCUGGGCGUGGCGUCGCGACGACGCCUGAAGUUCGAUGGCCUGGCCACCCUCAUGCAGGGCAGGGCCAAGACGCAGCUGGUCCUGGUGGUGGUGCUCACCGACUGCCUGUGCUUCCUCAGCGAGAAUUCGGGCCACAACAAGUACAGCUUCUUCACGCCCGAGCACAAGGCCGGGGUAGUGCCGCUGCAGAAGCUACUGAUCCGCGAGAAGGCCGGCACCGAGUCGCGGGGCAUCUACAUCAUCAGCUCCAACCCGGACUUCCCCGAGAUGUACGAACUGAAGGUGCAGACCCCGAAGGACAAGAACGCCUGGAUCCAGAGCAUACGCCAGGCCGUUUUAGAUUGCCCGGCCACGGACAUCAUCGAGGCCGAGGACCUCACUGCCGAGGAGAAGCUGAGGAUCGGCGUCAACAAGCGGGAGACCAUCGAGAAGAUGCGACAGAAGGACAUCGAGCAGGCCCUCCUGCUCGAGGAUAAGAUGAUGCUGCAGCUCAAUCUGCUCAAGGAGCAGCAUCCGUUCGGGGACGUGACCGGCUCCUCCAACGGCAGCGCCGCCAACUUCCUGGCCGCCCUCGGCUCGUACAAGGAUCUGGUCAGCGCAGACUGCGACACGGGCGAGCUCUGGCGCCGGGUCCUGAACACUGUGCAGGAUAUCAGCCAGCUGGCGUCCACCAUCUACACGGCGGCCACGGGUCUGCCCGUCUCCCGCACCCUCAGCAGCGUUGGCGAGAAGCAAAGCGACCAAUACGCCUCCCCGACGCUGCCCAAGCGGGCAGAGACGUUCGCUGGUUUCGAUGAGAAGCGGGGCAAGCUGGGAUCGAAGCUGGUGCUGACGCCACGACUCCAGGAGCUAGAGGAGACCAAGCGGGAGACCAAGAACACAGCGAGUGCAGGUGCAGUGCAAGUGGCGGAGGAGCCACUGGAGAGCAACUACGCCGUGCUGCAGGUGUCGCAUCAUCUGCACACCCUGCUCUGCAUCAUCUCGCAGCAGAUGACCAGCAUCCAGAGCCUCCAGCUGCAGCUGGCCCUGUACCGGGAGAGUCCCAGGACCAGCGCCUACACGCACAAGGACCAGCUGGAAGAGCUGCGCAACCUGCAGGACAAGCUGCAGGAGGAAAAGACCGCCUGGCAGCGUCAGAAGUUGCAACAGCAGGAGGAGCUGACCGAAAUGAGGGCCCAGCAGCUCCAGUUGCAGCAGGAGAUCAAGGCCGAGCAGGAGGAUGUGCGCCAGCAGCGGGAGCAGCUCUACCGCAAGAUGGAGCUGCUCUCUAGCCAGGGUCUUCUGCUCUCUCCCAGCACCCCGCUGCCGCCCAUGCCGGUGGCCUCUACUCCUGCUCCGCUGGGAGACGACAGCCACGAGACGGACAACGGCCUGGGCGUGAGCGUGGCGAUCGGAACCCCCAGCCUGGUCGGAACCGCGGACCGAAGAAAGGAGAAGUGGCUGAGCGGCUCCUCCAGCUGCAAGACCCCCCCAGUCAAUCUCCUCAGCGCCAACAAUGCACCCAAGGCCAAUUCGGGUCUGGUCAAGCAGAAGCUGCCCAUGAAGCUCUCCUCGCUCUCUUCCGCUGGCAGCUCUCGCGUCGAUAAGUCCGCCAGCUUCAACAACAGCUCCUCAGCCUCGCCAGCCCCCUCUGCCGGAAGCGUGCAGCAAAUCUUCCCCCUCAAGUUGGCCGAUAAGCGGCAAGCGGCGGCGGCGGCGGCGGCCACUCCCACUCCCACUGCAACGACUUUGGUGCCGCAGCACUCGCGCACUGGCAGCUCUCCGGCGAUUAUACAGCAGACAACGACAGGCACAGCCACAGCCACAGCCACACCCCCCACUGCGGUCGUGACUAGAGCAGAGUCCGCCCACUACAGCCAGAGGACGCCGACGAGCAGUCGAACGGGUGUGGGACGCACAGGGGGACACGCGGGGACGGGCACGGCUCCGCGAGCCAAGCCCGAGGAGGAGGAGAUCUAUUUCUGACACCAGUUCACGCCAGAAGUCGAAAUCUAAGGUCAAAGAUGUCCUAACCUAUAUAUAAAUGUGUAGCACGUUCUGCGUUCCAAUCCGAUAGCUUCUAUAAAUGUGUGUGUCUCCCAGCUGUUGUCCCCUACAUAUCCUGGCCAAGGCUGAGGAAUGUAUAGUCUUAGUGAUCUUAUUGUACUUAAUAGUAUUAUAUUCUUCGCAUCCUUCCAGCGCAUCUCAAAUUGUUCAGUAAUGUAGCUUAACUAUUUAUUACCUUACGUUUAUUUAUAUACAUGUACUCUUCGGAAAACAACAUACAUCGUGCAUGUGUGUGUAUAGCCUUACGAAUUUCAAAUGUUUUCCACUCAAAGAACUGUCUUUCAAUGUCUACGACAUGCGCGCAGGCGAGCCCUGAAGUCUGAGCCCUGUGCAGCAUCCCUCUCCCAAAAGUAUAUAUAACCUUAAUGAAUUACAAAGCAUUCCAUUUGAAACUCCAAGCUAUUUUCAUUCAGUUUUCUGUUUGCUUAAACUACGAUACACAAUGUACAUAAAUACAAUUCUCUCUGUGUGUGUAUUUUACAUAUCCGUAUCCGUAUCCCUAUCCCUAUAUCAUGUUAUAUAUAUAUAUAUAUAUAUACAUAUAUAUGUAUGCAUCUGAAUGUAUGGACAACUGAAGCUUGUAACCAAUUAUGGAGGAUCGAUCCUUCUGAUCCCUCACACCUUUGCAAUAUUUUAAGCUCGCUCCAAUAAAUGUUUAAAAACACUAAA
Molecule: messenger RNA, 5274 nt
Organism: Drosophila pseudoobscura
Lineage: Eukaryota; Metazoa; Arthropoda; Insecta; Diptera; Drosophilidae
Gene: cyst
Product: rho guanine nucleotide exchange factor 18 cysts
Exons: 3
Coding region: 526-4524 (1332 amino acids)
Biological process (GO): regulation of Rho protein signal transduction
Molecular function (GO): guanyl-nucleotide exchange factor activity
Source: RefSeq, a predicted model, not a curated record